Cololabis saira (Pacific saury) is the source of this 2331-nucleotide messenger RNA. Its product is annotated as N-chimaerin. The record is from RefSeq and is a predicted model, not a curated record. The transcript has 15 exons. Gene Ontology annotation, molecular function: GTPase activator activity. Lineage: Eukaryota; Metazoa; Chordata; Actinopteri; Beloniformes; Belonidae. The coding region runs from base 112 to 1491 and encodes 459 amino acids. Gene Ontology annotation, biological process: positive regulation of GTPase activity; signal transduction; regulation of small GTPase mediated signal transduction.
CGUGACCCAGCAAGAUGGCGACCCCAACGUAGAAUGGGAUGUGAGUCCAGGAGUUAAACCAAGAUUUGGAUCUGCUGGUUAAUUGUUAACCAUCACAUUUGGGUAAUCAAGAUGGCCCUAAAUGUUUUUGAUCAUGAUGAAUACAGGCCACCGGUGUGGAAGUCCUACUUGUACCAGCUCCAGCAGGAGGCUCCUCACCCACGACGACUCACCUGCACCUGUGAGGUGGAAAACCGACCUAAAUACUAUGGGAGAGAGUACCACGGGAUGAUCUCCAGAGAGGAUGCUGACCAGUUACUGAGUCAGGCCGAAGGCAGCUACCUCAUCAGGGAGAGUCAGCGGCAGCCGGGCACGUACACGCUGGCUCUGAGGUUUGGGAAUCAGACGAGAAACUUCCGUCUCUAUCAUGACGGGAAGCACUUUGUGGGUGAGAAAAGGUUUGAGUCCAUCCACGACCUGGUGACUGACGGCCUCAUCACUCUCUACAUCGAGACCAAGGCAGCGGAGUACAUCGCUAAGAUGACCAUAAACCCCAUCUACGAACACGUGGGCUACACCACCCUCAACCAGGAGCCUGCGCUGAAGAAGCUCCUGCCGCUCAGUCCGGAAGCCCCGGACGGACCCGCUCCAGCUAAAGUGGACGGCAACACGGAGGAGAGGCUCACAUCGCUGGUGCGCCGGGCCACCCUGAGGGAGAGCGACUUGGCGCCCAAGUACGAGAAGGUCCACAACUUCAAGGUUCAUACAUUCAGGGGUCCCCACUGGUGCGAGUACUGCGCUAACUUCAUGUGGGGUCUCAUCGCUCAGGGAGUGAAGUGUGCAGACUGCGGGCUGAAUGUUCACAAACAGUGCUCCAAAGUGGUUCCCAACGACUGCCAGCCGGACCUGCGGCACGUCAAAAAGGUGUACAGCUGCGACCUGACCACGCUGGUCAAAGCCCACAACACCAAGAGGCCGAUGGUGGUGGACAUGUGCAUUCAGGAGAUCGAGGCUAGAGGUCUGGAUUCAGAGGGCUUGUACCGGAUAUCGGGCUUCAGCGAGCUCAUAGAGGACGUCAAGCUGGCCUUUGACAGAGAUGGAGAGAAAGCAGAUAUUUCCUCAAAUGCUUAUGAGGACAUCAACAUCAUCACUGGAGCCCUGAAGCUUUACUUCCGAGAGCUGCCGAUUCCUCUCAUCUCGUAUGACGCCUACCCCCGCUUCAUGGAGGCUGCAAAAAUUACAGAUGCAGAAAAACGAAUGGAGUCUCUCCACGAGGCCUUAAAGUUGCUCCCCCCGGCUCACUGCGAGUCGCUGCGAUACCUCAUGGGCCAUCUCAAGAGAGUCACCCAGUGUGAAAAGGACAACCUGAUGUCCAGCGAAAACCUGGGCAUCGUGUUCGGCCCGACGCUGAUGAGGGCCCCCGAUCUGGACGCCAUGACGGCGCUCAACGAUAUCAGAUACCAGAGACUGGUGGUGGAGACGCUCAUUACCCACGAAGAUGUCUUGUUUUAAAAGGAGACGGGAGCCACUCUUCUAAUGAGCCAAAAGACUCAGGAGAUGCUUAAAAGCUUUGUCCUCUUGUAAAAAGAUGAAGGAAAAACACAGAUCAUAUCUUAGACUUGUAUCUUACUCUUUUGUUGAGGAGUGGUUAAAAAUGGGGAAAUGAAGGAUGGGGAUAUUUGCACGAAACUGAUGAAGAAAAAACAUUGAAGAAGGAAUGGCUUUGGGAGAAGAAAAGGAUGAAAGGAUGCAGUGUUUCCCUGCUUUUUUUCUUGUAAAUUUCAACAAACUGUCAAAAAUUUGUGACUGAAAUUCUGAGCCCUACUUGACAGUCUGUGUCAGGGAAACACUGUGAGAUCCAGGUUUAUGUUCCCUUCUUUUCCUUCUUUCUCAAAUGAACACCUUGACAUAUUGAGCUUCAGUUUUCUUCAUAGCAGAAAAGAACGAUUCGUCUUUUGUGUUUGAAUGAAAAGGCCAACAAAGUGUAGUUGCAGUGCAGGAGAACAGGAGAGCUGUUACGAUGUGGCUCACGUUGUUGGCGUUUCUCACCAGCAGGGUUUAAAGAGAAGAUCAGUGCUCAAACUAACUUUUAUCUCUCUGAUGUUCUUGGUAAGAAAUGCCUGUCUUUUUCAGAAGUUGUCAAGGUGUCCAUUUUUAUCAUUCCUCUCUAAAAGAAGCAGCUCUAGCUUCAUAACAGUAGACAGCAGGAUGAAUGAAAUGAAAAAGAGACUCACCCACAGCACGAUCUCAUUCCUCAUGAAUGGAUCUUAAGUGAUUUGGACCUAUUGUAUUUUUAUUUUUUAAAUCUGCAGCACCCUCUUUUGCUCCACAAGCGAACUAACUACACAGAAU